Molecule: messenger RNA, 774 nt
Organism: Letharia columbiana
Lineage: Eukaryota; Fungi; Ascomycota; Lecanoromycetes; Lecanorales; Parmeliaceae
Exons: 1
Coding region: 1-774 (257 amino acids)
Source: RefSeq, a predicted model, not a curated record
AUGGAUCAAGAAAUCAGAAUUGGUUUGAAGGGAGAGGAAGGAGGCAGAGAAGAUAUAGCAAAGGAAAAAGACCGGCAGCAAGGUACGGGAUCGUGCAAAGUAACAAAUGAGGUGAAUCAUCGCAAUGGAGGCCCACUGCUCAGCCUACCGAGAGAGCUUCGUGAUGAGAUCUAUGGCUAUCUCCUCGCCUCUGGUCAUCUCCAAGUACUAAGAACCUCUCGUCAACUCAGCCAGGAAGCGCAGGAGUCCCUAUAUCCCAAGGCCAUAUUCAGGAUGUAUGUGAAUUCCACAGAUGGUUCUCGCAACAUCAAGCCAAGCGAAAACGUGGCCGAUCAGAUUCAGAACAUAAAACUUCAAUGGGACCUGUCCGACCACGAUUGCUCACGCAAUGCCCACGAACUCAUUGACUUCUGCCACAAACAAGGAGAAAUGCGAAUGACGUGUCAUGUCAUACUUUUAUUUGGCGUACGGCGAGCGGCACUUCUAAACGCCAACGACAUCUCCGCCCUACGGAGUUCGAGAGUAUUCCGAAAUGUGGUCCUAGAGACUAUUAUCAAGGACUCGACGCAGGAAAUACCGAGCGGCCGUCGUGCUAAAUUGCGAAGUCGAAUCCUCAGCAUGUUCAGAGUACUAAGUGAUGAGCUGGGACUAACUUUGGGACCUGCAGACCACAGGGGAGAUGUAGAUGCACGGCAUCUAGUCUUUCAUCCUCCCAAGAUGUUGGGAACCCGUUUUGAUGAGCUUCCACCUUCAAAUACGGCUUAUUCUUGGUAG